AUGCUCAGGAUUUGCCUUCGAUCACGGGUGAUAAUCCUUCUGUGGAGGACGAAGCAGGCCCUCUCCCGGCAGAGGAGUGCUUGUCAUGAGGAUUGGAAACAUAGAUUGCAGAAGUCCUUCAGCGACCAGGGCGGCAAGCUCGCAUUCCAGCACAUCCAGAGUGACUUCACGCCUGAGGUUGCACAGGUGACAGUGGUUGCAAAACCUGCCUUGGUGUCCAGAUGCCGCAGUAAGUGUAAACCAGUGUUGCAGCUACAACAGCCAGUGAAUCCUCCUUCUCGUGUGACUUGCAAGGGACAGACCUUGGAGCUGCAUCAGGAUCGCAGGACCAUUCUCCUUCAUCCGGGUCAGGAGGUGAGUAAGGCGGAUCUUCGUGGCUCACCCACCUGA
This is a messenger RNA of Effrenium voratum, 390 nucleotides long. The record is from the annotation of a GenBank genome assembly. Lineage: Eukaryota; Dinophyceae; Suessiales; Symbiodiniaceae.